Castor canadensis (American beaver) is the source of this 4496-nucleotide messenger RNA. RefSeq names its product ATPase family AAA domain containing 2 (gene Atad2). Gene Ontology annotation, cellular component: nucleus. The record is from RefSeq and is a predicted model, not a curated record. Lineage: Eukaryota; Metazoa; Chordata; Mammalia; Rodentia; Castoridae. Gene Ontology annotation, biological process: nucleosome disassembly; nucleosome assembly; transcription initiation-coupled chromatin remodeling. Gene Ontology annotation, molecular function: chromatin binding; histone binding; ATP hydrolysis activity.
CCUGAGAGGUCGGCGGUCGAGCUCGCGGCCGUCUCCCGCCGCGGACGCUGGGACUUUGCUGCGAAAGACGAUGGUGGUCCUCCGCAGCAGCCUAGAGCUUCACAGCAACUCCGCCGCCUCGGCUACGGACUCCCUGGACCUGUCCAGCGAGUUCCUGAGUCUGCAGCCCAGCGGACGAAGGCGGCUCCGCUCGGCCGGCGUGGCGGAGAAAUCCGCCGUCACUGCGGGCGAUGGGUCUUCAGUUAAGGAAGUUGAAACCUACCACCAAACACGUUCUUUAAGGUCUUUGAGAAAAAAUGCACAGACUUCUUCAGAUUCCAGUUUUGAUAAGAAUAUGGAAAUGACGGAGAGACAUGCCAGCGUCAGGCAUUUCACAAGGCAGUUGGCCAGACAGCAGGCUGAUAAGAAAAAAGAAGAGUGCAAAGAAGACAAAGUGAUUGCAGUUACUCGGUCAUUGAGGACUAGAAACAUUGUUCAGACUACAGAGCAUUUGCAUGGAGAGAAUGGUGACGUUGAAGUUCGCCGAAGUUGUAGGAUUAGAAGUCGGUACAGUACUGUGAACCAGUCUGUACUAUUUGACAAACUCAUAACAAACACUGCUGAAGCUGUACUUCAAAAAAUGGACGACAUGAAGAAGAUGCGCAGACAACGAAUGAGGGAGCUUAAAGACUUAGAAGUGUACAAUGAAGCAGAAGAAGGCAAUCUUAAUAUGUAUACAAGAGGAAAACAAAAAGGUAUUCAACGAGCUGAUGAAGAAACAACCGAUAACCAAGAAGGCAGUGUAGAAUCAUCUGAAGAAGGUGAAGACCAUGAAGAUGAAGAUGAUGGUGAAGAUGAAGAUGAUGAAGAAGAAGAUGAAGAUGAUGAUGAUGAAGAUGAUGAUGAUGAAGAUGAUGAAGAUGAUGAUGAUGAAGAUGAAGAUGAAGAAGAUGGAGAAGAAGAUAAUCAGAAACGCUACUAUCUUAGACAGAGAAAAGCAACUGUUUACUACCAGGCUCCAAUGGAAAAGCCUCGUCACCAGAAAAAGCCCAACAUGUUUUACAGUGGCCCAGCUUCUCCUACAAGACCAAGAUACCGAUUAUCUUCUGCAGGAGCAAGAAGUCCUUAUUGUAAACGAAUGAACAGGCGAAGGCAUGCAAUCCACAGUAGUGACUCUACUUCUUCUUCCUCUUCUGAAGAUGAGCAACACUUUGAGAGGCGAAGGAAAAGGAGCCGUAAUAGAGCUAUCAAUAGAUGCCUACCCUUAAAUUUUCGGAAAGAUGAAGUAAGGGGAAUUUAUAAAGAUCGAAUGAAAAUUGGAGCAAGCCUUGCUGAUGUUGAUCCAAUGCAACUAGAUUCAUCAGUGAGAUUUGACAGUGUUGGUGGGCUGUCUAACCAUAUUGCAGCUCUUAAAGAAAUGGUAGUGUUUCCGUUACUUUACCCUGAGGUCUUUGAAAAAUUCAAAAUUCAACCCCCAAGAGGGUGUUUGUUUUAUGGUCCACCUGGAACUGGAAAAACUCUGGUUGCUAGAGCACUUGCCAAUGAGUGCAGUCAAGGGGAGAAAAGAGUUGCAUUUUUCAUGAGAAAAGGUGCUGAUUGUCUGAGUAAAUGGGUAGGGGAGUCGGAAAGGCAGCUGCGAUUGCUGUUUGAUCAGGCCUAUCAGAUGCGCCCAUCAAUUAUUUUCUUUGAUGAAAUAGAUGGUUUGGCUCCAGUACGGUCAAGCAGGCAAGAUCAGAUUCACAGUUCUAUUGUUUCCACCCUCCUAGCUCUUAUGGAUGGUCUGGACAGCAGAGGAGAAAUUGUGAUCAUUGGGGCUACCAACAGACUAGAUUCCAUAGACCCUGCUUUACGAAGGCCUGGACGCUUUGACAGAGAAUUUCUUUUUAGCCUACCUGAUAAAGAUGCUCGAAAAGAGAUUCUAAAGAUUCACACAAGGGAUUGGAAUCCCAAACCACUGGACUUAUUUCUAGAAGAACUAGCAGAAAACUGUGUUGGAUACUGUGGUGCGGAUAUAAAGUCAAUAUGUGCCGAAGCUGCAUUGUGUGCCCUACGUCGACGCUACCCACAGAUCUAUACCACUAGCGAGAAGCUACAGUUGGAUCUCUCUUCAAUCAAUAUCUCAGCUAAGGAUUUUGAAGUAGCUAUGCAAAAGAUGGUCCCAGCCUCCCAGAGAGCUGUGACAUCACCUGGGCAGGCACUGUCUGCCAUUGUGAAGCCACUCCUGCAAAGUACUGUUCACAAGAUCUUAGAAGCCUUACAGAGAGUAUUUCCACAUGCAGAAAUUGGAGCAAAUAAAUCAUUAGCCUCAGAUAUUUCUUGUCCUCUGCUAGAAAGUGACUUGGUUUACAGUGAUGAUGAUGCUCCACCGGUAUGUGAAAAUGGGCUUUCUCAAAAAUCCUUCAAUAAGGCAAAAGAAAAUUUUAAUUUUCUUCAUUUGAAUAGAAAUGCCUGUUACCAACCUAUAUCUUUUCGACCAAGAAUGUUGAUAGUGGGAGAACCAGGAUUUGGGCAGGGUUCUCACUUGGCACCAGCUGUCAUCCAUGCUUUGGAAAAAUUUACUGUAUAUACAUUAGAUAUUCCUAUUCUUUUUGGAGUUAGUGCUACAUCCCCUGAAGAAACAUGUGCCCAGAUGAUUCGUGAAGCCAAGAGGACGGCACCGAGUAUAGUAUAUGUUCCACAUAUCCACCUGUGGUGGGAAAUAGUUGGGCCAACACUCAAAGCCACAUUUACCACAUUAUUGCAUAAUAUUCCUUCAUUUGCUCCAGUUUUACUACUCGCAACUUCUGAUAAACCACAUUCUGCUCUGCCCGAAGAGGUGCAAGAAUUGUUUACUCAUGAUUAUGGAGAGGUUUUCAAUGUCCAGUUACCAGGUAAAGAAGAACGGACAAAAUUUUUUGAAGAUUUAAUUCUCAAACAAGCUGCUAAACCUCCUUUAUCAAAAAAGAAAGCAGUUUUGCAGGCCUUGGAGGUACUCCCAGUAGCACCACCUCCCGAGCCAAGACCAAUGACAGCAGAAGAAGUAAAGCGACUAGAAGAACAGGAAGAAGAUACAUUUAGAGAACUGAGGAUUUUCUUAAGAAAUGUCACACAUAGGCUUGCUAUUGACAAACGAUUCCGAGUGUUUACUAAGCCUGUUGACCCCGAUGAGGUUCCAGAUUAUGUCACUGUAAUAAAGCAACCAAUGGAUCUUUCAUCUGUUAUCAGUAAAAUUGAUCUACACAAGUAUCUGACUGUGAAAGACUAUUUGAGAGAUAUUGAUCUAAUCUGUAGUAAUGCUUUAGAAUACAAUCCAGAUAGAGAUCCUGGAGAUCGUCUUAUUAGACAUAGAGCCUGUGCUUUAAGAGAUACCGCCUACGCAAUAAUCAAAGAAGAACUUGAUGAAGACUUUGAGCAGCUUUGUGAAGAGAUUGAAGAAUCUAGAAAGAAAAGAGGUUGUAGCUCCUCAAAAUACGCCCCAUCUUACUACCAUGUGAUGCCAAGGCAAAAUUCUGCUCCUGCUGGUGAUAAAAAAUCCGAUGUGGAGCAGAAUGAAAAGCCAAAGACACCCAGUACUCCUGUGGCUUGCAGCACACCUGCUCAGUUGAAGAGAAAAAUUCACAAAAAGUCAAAGUGGUGUGUAGGCACCAAAGCAAAACGAAGGAGAAUUUCACAGGCAAAAGAUGAUAGCCAAAAUGCUGUGGAUGACCAAAUGGAGAGUGAUGCAGAGGAAGCUCAGGAUACAAGUGUAGAACAUAACGACACCGGAAACACAGGAGAGUCUUCAAUAGAAGAAAAUGAGAAGCAGCAAAGUGCCUGUGAAAACAAAAUUGAGUUGGGAAAUAAUAGUCCCAGUAUUUGUAAUACUGAAAAUGAACUUGAAGAAUCUACAAAAACUACAUGUACAGAAUUGAGAAAAGAUAAGAUUUCUUGCAACGGAGAUGCUUCUAGCUCUCAGAUUGUAGAUAAUUCUGAUGAAAAUGAAGCAAAAGAAAUGUGUAUUCUACGAAUGACUCGAUCUAGACGUUCUCAAGUAGAGCAGCAGCAGCUCAUCAGUGUCGAAAAGGCUUUGGCAAUUCUCUCUGAGCCUACACCAACACUUGUGGUGGACCAUGAGCAAUUAAAAAAUCUUUUGAAGACUGUUGUUAAAAAAAGUAAAGAAUACAAUAUAUUUCAACUGGAAAAUUUGUAUGCAGUCAUCAGCCAGUGUAUUUACCAGCAUCGUGGGGACUAUGAUAAAACAACACUUACACAGAAAAUGGAGCAAGAAGUAGAAAACUUCAGUGGUUCCAGAUCAUGAUGAGGUUUUUUAUAUUCAGUUCCUAUUUAAUUUACUUCUGUCAUAACAACAUAACUGAUGGAAGAUGAAACACUCAUCUUCAAGAAAAAGAUUAAAGUAGUAAAAUAAAAGUAUUUAAACUUUUCUGAUGUUUAUGUACAUGUGUAAGAUAACAUAAAUAUUAGAAUUUUGAACAAAACACUGUAGUAAUAGUAAUAGUUGAAGUUUGGCCAGUUCUUAAUAAAGCUAUUUUGAUAACUAA